ACAUCCUUCUCUUCCAUUUCAAAAGCUUAUCAGAGAAGACAGCCAUGGCUCCCAAGGUCCACGGAAACGUAUUCUCCACUGCAACAAUGCGAGCUUUCGCUACUCUCCACGAGAAAGGCGUUGAAUUCGAAGUUGUCCAUAUUGACAUGAAAGCUGGAGAGCACAAGAAGGAACCUUUCGUCUCCUUCAACCCAUUCGGUAAAGUUCCAGCCUUUGAAGACGGAGACCUAAAGCUAUUCGAAUCAAGAGCAAUAACCACUUAUGUUGCCUAUGAGUACCACGGGAAGGGAACGGAAUUGGUUUACCAUGACACGAAGAAGAUGGCGAUCGUGAGCGUGUGGAUGGAGGUGGAAUCUCACCAUUUCGACCCAGUUGUUUCAAUACUGUUGUUUGAGCAACGAGUGAAGCCCAUGAUAAUGGGUGCAGAACCAGACUUGGCAGUUGUGGAGGAGAACCAGAAGAAACUAGGUCUGGUUCUUGAUGUGUACGAGGCCAGGCUAUCGAAAUCCAAGUAUUUGGGUGGAGAUGAGUUCACUUUGGCAGAUCUUCAUCACUUGCCGACGAUCCAGUACUUGAUGGGGACAUCGACCAAAAAGGUAUUCGAGGCUCGCCCGCAUGUGUGUGCCUGGGCUAAGAAUAUCAUGGCUAGGCCGGCUUGGACCAAGACCGUUGCGAUGCAGAAGCAAGCUUAAUUAAAGGGUUUUUUUUUAGUUUAUAGAAU
Telopea speciosissima is the source of this 721-nucleotide messenger RNA. RefSeq names its product glutathione S-transferase-like. NCBI's taxonomy places the organism in Eukaryota, Viridiplantae, Streptophyta, Magnoliopsida, Proteales, Proteaceae. Bases 45 to 692 code for a protein of 215 amino acids. The record is from RefSeq and is a predicted model, not a curated record. Gene Ontology annotation, molecular function: glutathione transferase activity; glutathione binding. The transcript is spliced from 3 exons. Gene Ontology annotation, cellular component: cytoplasm.